Messenger RNA from Colletotrichum fioriniae, 1248 nucleotides. RefSeq lists its product as uncharacterized. The record is from RefSeq and is a predicted model, not a curated record. Gene Ontology annotation, molecular function: protein serine/threonine kinase activity. Gene Ontology annotation, biological process: protein phosphorylation; positive regulation of Ras protein signal transduction. Lineage: Eukaryota; Fungi; Ascomycota; Sordariomycetes; Glomerellales; Glomerellaceae.
AUGAGCUUGCGGUCAAUACUAAGCGGUGGCCGAGUAAAAAAGCCAAAACCAAAGCCGAAGCCAUCAGCUUCGCCACGGAAGAAUAGCGGGACGAGUAGCCCCCGCAAGCCCGCCGGCGGCAGCAGCAGCAACGCCAAGAGGAAUACCACUACCCCAUCACACAUCCAAGAUGACGACGACGACGACGACGACUUCUUCCACGACAGGCUCGACGACGCAGGGCUCGUCGCGGCGCUGGCGACGGACAUGUCGUUGCGCGACGUCGUCCAGGCCAUAAAGUACACCCGCAGCCGCAUGUUCGGUCCCGUCCCCACGGAGGCGGCCGGCAUGAACUCCACGCGCAUCGCCGAGGUGCUCAAUUACCGCAGAGCCAUGCCGGGCAUAGUGACAACAUCGCACCUCCACGCCCUCCUCGCCUCGCCCACGGCGGUGGAGCGCGAGGUCGCAGAGUUGCAGCGCGGCGGAGCGCUGCGUAAGAUCUACGUGCAACGCCGCGGCGGCCUGGGCGAGGCCCUGAUCCAGACUUCUGAGCUGGAAGACAUGAUUGUAAAAUCGGCAGAGCUGGACGACGAUGCGAGAUCCGCCUACGUCAAGUUCCUCAGAGAGAAUCCGCUAGCGCAGACGAUGCCGCGACUGGCUUGCGGCGGCCAUAAACAGGCCGAUGCCCUGGUGCGGGCCGGGUUUCUUACAUCCAGCAUACAUCCGCAGCACGUAAAUACACCUUUAAUGAACUUACACUUGCGCCCUGAAGACCGCGGUAGCUUGAUGAGCAUCCAAGCAGUCUCUCGCGCAGCAUCCGGGAGCUUCGACGCCGUUGGCGGACAAGGAGGAAUACACGCCGCGGGUGGUGGGGGAGGGGUCCCGCGUCUAUCCCGCGGCGGCGCCGCCGCCGACGCGUCAUCAUAUUCGGGGGCCGAAUUCACCAUCGCGGUGCCCGGGAACGGGUCGUUUCUAAAACUGACCGCCGCCGCUGUGGAGCACCUCGCCCAUCUCCUGUCCAAGUCGCAAUUUAGGGAGAUGCCCGUGUCUAUGCUCCGGGAGCGGUGGGAGGGUGGCGUAGCCCGUGACGAGGCACGCCUCGCAAGGAGGGCCAGGGGAGAAUUCGCCGGCGUGCUGCCAGGGAGGACCAGACGAUGGAAGGAGUUUUACGGUUUGGAGUUCAACUGGGUGUUGGAGGAAGCCAUGGGCGCCGGUCUUGUGGAAGUUUUUGAGACACGGAGCGUAGGUAGGGGAGUCCGCUUGCUGUGA